Molecule: messenger RNA, 1110 nt
Organism: Rotaria sp. Silwood1
Lineage: Eukaryota; Metazoa; Rotifera; Eurotatoria; Philodinida; Philodinidae
Source: the annotation of a GenBank genome assembly
AUGAACUUACGAGAACCACUUUUACGUGGUAUCUACGGUUAUGGUCUCGAACGUCCUGCAAAUGUUCAACAACAUGCUCUUAAACCGUGUAUUUCGGGUUACGAUGUGAUCGCGCAAGCACAAGCAGGUACAGGCAAAACUAUAACUUUCAUCAUUGCAGUUUUACAACAACUCAACGUGGACUGCAAAGACUGUCAAGCAUUAAUUCUGGUACCAACGCGUGAACUGGCUCAAGAAAUCCAUAGAGUAGUUUUAGCACUAGGUGAACAUAUGCAUGUGACAUGUCAUGCUUGUGUUGGUGGUGUGAAUUCUCGUGAGGAUAUGAAACAGCUUGAAGCGGGUGUCCAAGUUGUUGUUGGUACACCUGGUCGGACCUAUGAUAUGUUAAACAGAUCGGCACUUCGCAGUGAAAAUAUCAAAAUGUUCGUAUUGGAUGAAGCUGAUGAACUUUUAUCUCGUGGUUUCAAGGAGCAAAUUUAUGAUGUAUUUACGGCGCUGCCAGAAAAUGUUCAAGUCAUUGUUGUAUCGGCUACGAUGCCCUGCGAUUUACUCGAAAUCACAGCUAAAUUUAUGAAUGAUCCUGUGAAAGUUCUUAUCAAGAGAGAAGAACGAACGCUCGAUGGUAUUCGUCAAUUUUACGUGAAUAUCGAACGUGAGGAGUGGAAAUUAGAUACAUUAUAUGAAUUGUUCGAUACAUUAACAAUCACACAAACUGUCAUUUUUUGUAACACAUGUCGCAAGAUCGAUUGGUUAACUGAAAAACUACGUGCACGUAAUUUAACUGUGUCUGCUCUGCAUCUUAAUAUGGAUGCAAAACAACGUAAUGAUGCCAUAAAAGAAUUUCGAACGGGCUCCAGUCGAAUCUUGGUAAGAGCAGAUACGCUUGAAGGUGAUACUGAUAUUCCACAAGUUAGCCUUGUUAUCAAUUAUGAUCUACCGACUAAUCGUGAGAGCUAUAUUCAUCGUAUUGGACGUAGUGGUGCAUUCGGUCGAAAAGGUGUGGCUAUCAAUUUCACUACCAAUGAUGAACGACAAACAUUACACCACAUUGAACAAUAUUAUAAUACACAAAUCGAAGAACUGCCUAUGGACUUUGCUGAUUUGAUUUAA